AUGACUAACAUUAAAGGAUUUGACUCAACCCUUUUAGAGAAAGUCAGAGAAAUACAUCCUAAUGAAAAGUUUACAUUACCAUAUUAUAUUAAUGAAGUUUAUCCAAAAUAUACAUUCCUUGUAAUUGAUUGUCCAAAACCACAAAAUAUUCCAAUUGCAGUAUUUGUUGUUCCACAAGGAAGUGAGAAUGAAUAUCAUUAUGCCACUGAUGAAGGUAAUAAAGACCUUUGUCAAGCUAUUAGUGCAGAAAGGGUUCUUCUUGUUUUUAUUGAUCCACAUUAUACAGUUGAAAAUUUAGAAUCAAUUAUUAAAGAACUUGGUCUUAUUUCAAAAGAAUUAAUUCCAAAAGGAAUGAAAUCUAAUGAUGCACCAAUUCUUACUGCAGAAGAAGGAGUUGGAAAUAGAAAAUUAUUGUUUGAAAAGAAAUCAGAUUAUAAUGGAAAUGUUUUAGUUGAAGAAACAAGUAAUGACGAUGGAAGUUCUAUAAGAAGAAUGAAAUUUGAAGGAUUUAGAACAGUUGUUCAAUCAGAAGCUGUUGUUGUUAAUGGAAAACUAAAUGUUGAAAAAUCAAUUUUACAAUCACCAUAUCUUGAUGCCAUACGUAUUGGUAUGUGUUUCUUUUGGCAUUCUAAAGUAGAUCUUCCAUUUAGAGUAGUUAUUAUUGGAGCUGGAGGAUGUACAUUAACACUUGGUAUUAAAACAUUACUUCCAGAAUCACGUAUUGUCAGUGUUGAUGUAGAUCCAGUAGUUGUUGAAGCAGCAUCCAAAUAUUUCUUUGCAACACAUGAAGAAACAACAGCAGUAAUUACUAUGAAUGGAAUUGAAUAUCUUACUAAUUUAGCACAUAAAAGUGAAAUGUCUAUGCUUCAAAACGCAGUUCAUGCAAUUAUUAUUGAUGUAGAUAAUAAAACAACAUCAGACAAAGAAUUAAUUGGUCCACCAUUACCAUUUGUACAACAAAAUUGUAUUGUUAAUAUGGUUAAAUCAUUAUUUACAGCAAAUAUGAAUUCUAUUACACCACCAAUGAUAAUUUAUAAUAUUGUAGCUCGUGAUUCUCAAUUAAGAAAAUCUACAAUUCUUGAUUUAGCUAAGUAUUUUAAACAAGUUUAUGUCUGGCAAGGUGGAGAUGAUAUUAAUACAGUAGUUUUUGCAUUCCCACAUCAAAUUCAACAAUAUAAUAUUAAAGAAGAUGCACCAGAAAAUAAAGAAUUUAAAGAAUUUUUAUCACAUUUACAACAAGUAAGAUGA
Molecule: messenger RNA, 1248 nt
Organism: Entamoeba histolytica HM-1:IMSS
Lineage: Eukaryota; Evosea; Mastigamoebida; Endamoebidae
Exons: 1
Coding region: 1-1248 (415 amino acids)
Source: RefSeq, a predicted model, not a curated record